Molecule: messenger RNA, 4342 nt
Organism: Helicoverpa armigera (cotton bollworm)
Lineage: Eukaryota; Metazoa; Arthropoda; Insecta; Lepidoptera; Noctuidae
Product: PAX3- and PAX7-binding protein 1
Biological process (GO): mRNA splicing, via spliceosome
Cellular component (GO): nucleus
Molecular function (GO): DNA binding
Source: RefSeq, a predicted model, not a curated record
ACUAAAAUCAGCUUCAAAAAUCCAAAAUGACGUUUUUCUAAAAAAAAAUACGGAUUUUUAACCAAAAAUCUAAUUAAACUACAAUUAAUAACAGGAUCGUGAGAUCUUUAUAUUGAGUGGUAUAGUGCAAGUGUUGUGUUUGCAAAAUGUCGUUAUUUCGGAAGCCGAAAAAGAUUCAGCGUCGUGUGUUUUGUGCUGAUGAUGACGAAGGGGAGCCUGAGGCGCCGCCGCCGCCAGUCAUCAGCCAAGAAAGGGAAAAAGAAGCUAAAUCCGUCAAAAGCACUCCUCUGUUGAGUUUCGCCGACGAAGAGGAAGAUGGUGAAGUAUUCAAAGUUAAGAAAUCUUCUCAAAGUAAGAGAUUGGCUAAGAAGAGAGAGAAAGAGAAGCAGAAGCGUGACGUGAGAACGGAUGGUGAUAAUAACAAAUAUGACAAUAAUAUACUUGAGGAAAAGAACAACCACACAGAUGGGACGAACGACAAACCAAAGACAAAGAAGAAGGUGACAUUAGAGGGGCUGAUACUGGCCGGUCGCGAGGCGCUGGCGGCUGACGGCGCUGGCGACGUGUCAGACGACAGCGCGGCGGGCGAGGAGGAAGAGGAAGAAGAUAAUAGGGGGUUCCACCGGUACCGCGCCGAGUCCGUGCGGGCCGCGCUCAUGGGCGCGCCGGGCCGCAUUCCCGACGCCGCGCUCAUACACGCCGCCCGCAAGACAAGACAGCAGGCUCGCGAGCUCGGAGGUGACUACGUGCCGCUGAAGUCUGAGGCGGCGCCCGGCUCCCGGCUGGUCAGGGACGACGGCUCAGGCGAUGAUGAGGAGGAAGGCAGGAUACAUGUCCGGGGCUUGGACUUGCCCAGUGAUAAGCCUAAACGUGGCACAGCGGCAGCCUCAGAAGAGGAACUGGACAGCGAGGCAGAGGAAUGGGAGGAACAACAGCUGCAGAAGGCGAGGCCAGCGCUCGUGGAUCUCACUGGUGAAGGUGCAGUAGAAAUGAACCCGUUCUCGGUAGCCCUGCCGGCGCCGCAGCUGUCUGCGCCGGAGCACCUGCGUCCGCUCACCACGAACGACGCAGCCCCGACGUCGGCUAACGAUCUUGUUGAUGCGCUUAAAAAACGGUUACAAGAACUACGCGUAGAACGCGACGCAACAUCAACUACGCAGAAGGAACUACGCGACAGGUUGUUGACCUCUGCCCGUAUACGCGAGAGUCGGGCGGCGCGGUGCGGCGAACUGGACGCCGCGUAUAAGAGGGCUCAAGCUAUACGCGGUUUCUUGACCGAUCUUAUCGAGUGUCUUGAUGAGAAGAUGCCACAGCUGGAGGCGUUAGAAGCCCGUGCCCUGGCGCUGCACAAGCGUCGCUGCGAGUUCCUCAUCGAGCGGCGCCGCGCCGACCUCAGGGACCAGGCGCAAGAUGUACUCACUACUCCUGGUCGAGCGGCAAACCUAAAGCCAUCAGAAAACGAGGAGAAGACGCGUCGUGCCGCAGAACGCGAGGGCCGGCGUCGAGCGCGGCGCCUCAAGCGCGAGGCCGCCGCCGCCGCCGCCGGCGCCGCGCUGCCGCACAGGGACGGAGACUCGUCGGAUGACGAGCUGCCGCCGCAGGAGCUGCACCAUUAUACUACCGAGAGAGACAGUAUACGAGCAGCCUCAGCGCAGCUGUUCAGCGACGCUUUGCCCGCGUGGCGCAGUGUGUCGGGCGUCUGCGGGCGGCUGGCGGGCUGGCGGGCGCGGGCCCCGACCUACAGCGACGCCUAUGUCGCCGCCUGCCUGCCCAGGCUGCUGGCGCCUUAUGUCCGCCAUGAGCUAAUCCUAUGGAACCCGCUAGCAGACGAAGACAACGAGGAUUACGAGAAAAUGGAUUGGUACAAAUGUCUGAUGAUGUACGGCGUCCGGUGGGAGCGGCCGGCGGACUCGUCGGAGUCGGCGUCGGACGACGAGGUGGAGCCGCCGCCCGUCACGGAGACCACUGUAGACGACCCGGACCUUAUGCUGGUGCCCGCUAUAGUUAGCAGGGUUGUGCUGCCUAAGUUGACAGAGCUAGUGACAUACGCGUGGGACCCGCUAGUAGUCCGCGCGUGUCCGCCUGCGCGGUGCGUUGUUCGCGCGGCCGCCACGCCGCAGUGCCGGCCGCUGCGGCGUCUGUCCACCGCUAUACGAGCGAGGCUCAGCGCAGCGCUGGGCGCUGACGUCUUCCUGCCUGCUUUGCCGCCGCACGUACUGGAAGGCGCGGGCGGCGCGUUCUGGCGGCGUUGCUUAGGCGCGGGCGUGAGGCUGCUACGGGCUACGUUAGCGUUGGCCGGCCCGCCCGCGCCACUUUAUGCGGACCCUUGGUCUUAUCACUACACGCUAUGCUGCGGCGCGGGUGCAGCAGGCGGGCCGUACAUCGCGGCGGCGGCCGUCGCACUUUGCGACACGCUGCCGCGCGACGCCGCGUUACGUGCGCGAGCACUCGCGCGACUCGCCGCACUCGCCACGCUGGCACUAUCGCGGCUGGAUACUGACAACCCGCUGCAUUUAAAAGCCCUGGAGCAAGCUCGAGCAGUGAUCGCAGAAGCCCGCGCGGUUGAAUGACCCACACAGCUGAUGACGUCACACUGCCCGCGAACCGUCACACAGCCGCGACCCGCCUGACUAAACACGUGAAAGGAAUAGAGUAUACGCCUUUAUUUUAUGUUCUGAUGGUCUUUUAUCGUUCAAAGUGUAAGCAAAAAGGUUCAGAAAGUUCUUGUAAAAAGUUACAUUGUUUCUACAAAUGUAGUUCCAUGGAACAUACACGGAACGAUUUAUUUUCUCGACAAAAUGAACGUAACGUUGUACCCAGUUUAUUUUCAUGUUGUUUAAUUAAUAAACUCGCGUAGUUACAAUAUUAUGUGAAUAUUUUUUCAAUAUUUUGUCUGAUCGUGAUGUCAGUUUACGCUCGUUUCCGGGCAUUGAUAUACCUACUUGUGUCGAGUUUUGUAUAAGUGAAAAAGAAACAUGGGCUAUAUUUAUAUACAAUGUGAAAUUAUUUAUUUACAUAAGAUAACACCAAUGCAUAAUUCUAAAUAUGAAUACAAAGCAAUAUUUCAUGUUUUCUUAAAAAUGUGCCUUCAUUGAUUUAUUCGUAUAAUAAAUUCAAUUCAAUUCACAAUUAAAGUAUUUAAUUAAUAUCAGUAUACAUACAAAGCUAUAUUGUACAUAUAGUAAUAUAGAUUAACCAUUAUGUAAUUUGCUUAGAGGCAAUAGUUGAAUUUCUAUGGUAUUGUAAGGUAAAGCACAGAUAUGCAAAAUGAAUCAUUGAUUGGUAACUUUCUCGUAUUGAAUUAAUGGAGUAGUAUGGAAAAAAUCAGGUCUUCAGAAUAAUAACGUCUAGUUUUUUUUCCUGGCGUGGUAGGGAUUUACAGACAAUUAAUAAUAUAACGUCUCGAUAGUAGCAAGAAAUAUCGAUCAUGAGAUCCUUCAGAAAAUCUUCCCUUUAAAUGUUGUGAAAAUAUAAAGAGGACCUAACAUUAUUUACAAGCAAGUGUCCUAGGUUCGUGAUGGAAUGUUGUGCCCUUGAAUGUAAUAUAUUUUCUUAGCUCUUUUAAGUCAUAUUUUUGUACGUCGUUCAGUCGAACAGUAUGCGUUGACUAUUAAUUUCUUGUCGCAAAAAGUGUACCACAAUACACUUCCAUUUGUAUGGAUCACAUUGGCCCCUAGUGGACGAAGUAAUGUUAUUUUCAUAGAUUUCUAGUUUGCAUACGAAUUGAAAUGUUUUGUACAUAAAAUAUGGAGUCUUCUUAGACCCAUAAUGAGAUAAAUGGUAGCACAUAGAUUCGUGCCUCAAUUUUUGUUUCACAAAUAAAGAUGAGAUCAUUUCGUGUGAUUACAGCUACAGUGAAUUAGUAAAUUCAUGUGAAGAAUAGAAACUGUAAUGUUAGAAAACGUAAAUAGUAUUUUCAGUGGUAGAAUUGUCACAUUUGAUGUUAGAUUUCUUUGACCAUAGAGUAUCACUAAGGGUCAGUUGCAUCAUUUAACUAUAACGAUAACCAAAUAACAUAACCAGCCGUGUACUGGCCGUUCCUUGGUCAAAUCGGCGAUUUGCGAAAUUAAAGUUAUGAAUGAAUCGGUUAUAGGUAUAAUAUGGUGCAACUCACCUUUAUGAAUAAAUACAUGAAACUAUGUACUUUUUCUCAUGAGGUUUUCAAUUGUUUUCUAUAUAAUUGUAAUAAGGCGUAGUAUUGAAGUUGUGAUGGCUGUCUCACUUGAUCAUUGUGAAUGAUAUAUCAUAGUUAUUUAUGUAUACUGUAGUAAGUAACAGAACAGGAUGUCUCGUGUGAGGUUCUGAACAAGGAUGAUAAAUAAAUGAUUUGGGUUUAAAAGUG